AUUAACCGGUUCCGCACAGUCACGGCACUUUGCUUUGUUGUCAGACGUUUUGCGAAACUUGGCUCGGUUGUCUUCCGACAGAAAAGCAAAGUUUGUGUCGCCAUGUCUGCCAUAAAGUACCCGGAAGCUAGGAGAGACGACUCUGCCAUAGAUGACUACCAUGGCACGAAGGUUCCGGAUCCCUACUCCUGGCUAGAGGACCCAGAUGGGGAAGAGACCAAGGCUUUUGUGGAGGCCCAGAACAAGAUCACCCUCCCCUACCUGGAGAAAUGUGCCGUCAGGAAACAGUUCCAGGCCAGGCUGAAGGAGAUGUGGGACUACCCCAAAUACGGCUGCCCCUUCAAGAGAGGGUCUCGCUACUUCUACUACUACAACACUGGGCUCCAGAACCAGAGUGUGUUGUAUGUGCAAGAUUCCCUCGACGCAGAAGCCAAAGUCUUCCUGGAUCCUAACAAGUUCUCGGAGGAUGGUACGGUCAGCCUGCGUGGGUCGGCCUUCUCCGAGGAUGGGGAGUACUUCGCAUACGGAAUCAGCAAGAGUGGGUCCGACUGGGUCACUAUCAAGUUCAUGAAGGUUGCUGGAGCAGAACAGCUGCCGGAUACUCUGGAGUAUGUCAAGUUCAGCUGCAUGAGUUGGACUCAUGAUCACAAGGGCUUGUUUUAUAAUCGUUUUCCAGAACCAGAGACAAAAGCUGAUGGAACUGAGACUACAGCAAAUCUGCAUCAAAAGCUGUACUACCAUGUGAUCGGUACUGACCAAUCAGAGGAUGUUCUGUGUGGGGAGUUUCCAGACCACCCAAAAUGGAUGCCUGGUGCUGAAGUAUCGGAUGACGGCAGGUACGUUAUCCUGGCGAUCAGAGAGGGGUGCGACCCCGUAAACCGGCUCUACUACUGCGACCUUCAAACCGUGGACUACAAGGUCACGGGAAUUCUUCCAUGGGUCAAAGUGGCGGACAACUUUGAUGCAGAAUAUGAGUACAUUGCAAACGAGGGAACACUGUUCACCUUCAAGACCAACCUGAACGCUCCUCGCUACAAACUCAUCAACAUCGACUUCAGCAAACCAGAAAUGGACCAGUGGACGGACCUUGUAGCAGAGAGUGAAACAGAUGUGAUGGAGUGGACGGCCUGUGUUAACCAGGACAAGCUGGUGCUCUGCUAUCUGCAUGAUGUCAAGACAGAGCUGUAUCUGCACGAACUGAAGACAGGGAAGCGUAUCACCACCUUCCCGCUGGACAUCGGCAGUGUGGUGGGGUACUCUGGCAGGAAACAGGACUCCGAGAUCUUCUACCAGUUCAUGUCUUUCCUUACCCCUGGUGUCAUCUACCACUGCGAUCUCACCAAGGACAAACUGGAACCAACGGUGUUCCGUCAGAUCAAGGUGAAGGAUUUUGACCCCAGCGGCUUCCAGACCGACCAAGUGUUCUUCAGCAGUAAGGAUGGGACCAAGGUGCCUAUGUUCAUCGUGCACAAGAAGGACAUCCCCCUUGAUGGUACCCACCCUGUUCUCCUCUAUGGUUAUGGAGGUUUCAACAUUUCCAUCACUCCUUCCUUCAGUGUCUCCAGGAUUGUCUUCAUGCUUCACCUGGGUGGGAUCCUAGCUGUACCAAACAUUAGGGGCGGAGGUGAGUAUGGAGAAAUCUGGCACAAGGCUGGUACAAAGGAGAAGAAACAGAACGUGUUUGAUGACUUCCAGGGGGCUGCUGAGUACCUCAUCAAGAACAAGUACACCUCAGCUUCCAAGAUCACCAUCAAUGGAGGUUCAAACGGAGGACUGCUGGUUGGAGCCUGUGUGAACCAGAGGCCGGAUCUGUUUGGCUGUGCCGUCUCACAAGUGCCUGUUAUGGAUAUGCUGAAGUUCCAUAAGUUCACCAUCGGCCACGCCUGGACGACAGACUUUGGCUGCUCUGACAACAAGGAGGGCUUUGACUACCUCAUCAAAUACUCGCCUCUUCACAACAUCCAGACCCCGAGCGACUCGGUGGUCCAGUACCCCGCUAUCCUGUUGUUGACUGGUGACCACGACGACCGAGUCGUUCCACUCCAUUCCCUCAAGUUCAUCGCUCAACUACAACACACAGUGGGGAGCAACCCCAAACAGACCAACCCACUGUUCAUACGUGUUGACACCAAGUCAGGGCACGGCUUCGGGAAACCAACAGCAAAAGUUAUUGAGGAAACUUCGGAUAUCUACGCUUUUAUCGCGGAAAACUUGAAGUUAGAAUGGCGGGAUAAGUGACUGAUAAUAACUCAAGGAAGGUUCAAGAAACACUUCUCUAAUCUUUGAUGACUGUUUUUCUAACAGUCUCAGGUCAAAUAUCACAACUAACACUAAAACUUUUCUAAUGGAUGCACGGUUAGUAUUACUAAUAAUUCAUAAACUGUUUCUACUUCUUGAAACGUCAUUGGAAAAUUCAUCAUGUGCAAGGCGGCAUGUUGAUAUGGUGGAGAAUUUUGAUGGCUACGACCCUUUUGUUAAAACAAAGGGUUUAUUUUUGCCACAUGAAUGGCAAAUACAUGUAUAUGUAAGGACCAUUUGUAGAAUUACGUAAUGUAGGCACAUGUCCCAAAAGUGUGUUUAGAUACUUUGCUAGCUGUCUAUCAGCCUAAACUCAUUCAUAUGGACCACUACAGUUAUUAAAACCUCUUGUGCUUGGACACUAGCUCAAUAUGUUUAUUCUUCUUGCUGACAACAAGUGUUUGUUGGGUGAACAUUACACAUAAUUUUGGAUGAA
This is a messenger RNA of Branchiostoma floridae (Florida lancelet), 2734 nucleotides long. RefSeq names its product prolyl endopeptidase-like. NCBI's taxonomy places the organism in Eukaryota, Metazoa, Chordata, Leptocardii, Amphioxiformes, Branchiostomatidae. The record is from RefSeq and is a predicted model, not a curated record. Gene Ontology annotation, molecular function: serine-type endopeptidase activity; oligopeptidase activity. Gene Ontology annotation, cellular component: cytosol. Bases 103 to 2238 code for a protein of 711 amino acids. The transcript is spliced from 20 exons. Gene Ontology annotation, biological process: proteolysis.